AUGGCGCCAGUUGUCCACGGGCAGUUCAAAUCACAUGUCGUCGGGCGGCAGUACUACACAGGGCUGACAUCGGUCUGCGAAUGCAUCGAGCUGAGGCGCGAGCCCAGCAACACCCAUGACGCCAACGCUAUCGGCGUCUAUAAUAGCAGCUUUGAAAAGACCGGGCACCUGCCACGCUGGCUAGCAGAGAUCCUGGCACCAUGCAUCGACACUCUUGUUUGCACGGUGAAUGGCACAGUUGCAGGAGUCGGGAAUGCGUACACAACACCAGUCCAUUUAUCCAUUGUCGCCCCAGUGCGUAUGGCUGAGCAGCUCCGUGCCCACCUGGGCUCGUACUGGUACCUGUGGCAGAUGGAUGUUCGAUCUAGCACCGGUCGUCCUGACACUCCCCUCAGCAUGUCUCUGCACGAUGACGCAAUGCAAGCCAUUGCUGACCAGAUCAGCAGGUCCAGUGGCAAGGACAGGAUUCUUGUAAUCACUACUGCUCGAGGCAUCCAGAGCUGGGUCAACCUCAGCAAUAGCAGACCGGCAAUGCAGGCACUCGGGUGCUUGGUGUUCAAGCGCUCGCUAGCCGAUCCUGGUAAGGCAAGCAGCCAGAUCACCCUGGCCCAUUUUUCCGAUGCGGCUCUGGUUGUUACCAGGUCAGGUCCCGGGCUCUGGUCGAUGGUCGUGCUGGACCGGACAUCGAUCCGCGACGAGUGCGAGUCAGUUGAUCUGGCUGGGCUGUUCGAGAUGCUGGAUUUGGGGAUUAUCGUUUUCAUCUAG
Molecule: messenger RNA, 765 nt
Organism: Linderina pennispora
Lineage: Eukaryota; Fungi; Kickxellomycota; Kickxellomycetes; Kickxellales; Kickxellaceae
Exons: 2
Coding region: 1-765 (254 amino acids)
Molecular function (GO): hydrolase activity, acting on acid anhydrides, in phosphorus-containing anhydrides; nucleic acid binding; zinc ion binding
Source: RefSeq, a predicted model, not a curated record